Molecule: messenger RNA, 1497 nt
Organism: Schizophyllum commune H4-8
Lineage: Eukaryota; Fungi; Basidiomycota; Agaricomycetes; Agaricales; Schizophyllaceae
Product: glycoside hydrolase family 18 protein
Exons: 3
Coding region: 120-1445 (441 amino acids)
Biological process (GO): carbohydrate metabolic process; chitin catabolic process
Cellular component (GO): extracellular region
Molecular function (GO): chitin binding; chitinase activity
Source: RefSeq, a predicted model, not a curated record
GGCGGUAUCCGAUACUCCCAUAUACCUCCAAAAUCCAAAUAAUCCACAGUCUAUCCUCUACCCUCUCUUCCUCUACUCGCUCUUCCCGUAUACUCGCUCUAAUACCUCGGACGCUCGCCAUGACCGGAUCUCGCGCAGCUCUCGUCUUCGUCCUGCUCCUCCCGCUCGUCGCGCAGGCCGCGCCGUGCCCACUCGCUCAUAAGCAUCCUCGCCAACUGCAAGAUCUGGACGACCCCUCUCAGCAGCCCUUCGAAGCCGCCUCCGACUCCGACACGCUCUUCCUUCCUCCUGGCUUCAUCGCGCCCGUCGACAAUGCCACAGACUCCGUCCCGGACGCGCCGCCUGCUCCUAUUGCUCAGCCCGACAUCGGACCUCUGAUGAUGGGCUACUACCCUGACUGGACAUCGGCGACGCUCCCACCUGAGAAGGUCGACUUCUCGCGCUACGACUGGGUCGACUACGCGUUUGCGCUGCCUACGCAGGACUUCAACGUGACCUGGGACGACCCGAACGCCCCCGCUCUUCUUAAUCGCCUUGUCACUGCCGCGCACGCUCAAGGAAGCAAGGUCAAGUUGAGCAUUGGCGGGUGGACGGGGAGCAAGUACUUCUCGCCAGCGGUCGCAAGCGAUAGCUCUCGCCAGACCUUUGUCGACAACAUCGCCCUCGCGUUCGAUCAGUACAAGCUCGACGGCAUUGACAUUGACUGGGAGUAUCCUGGACGCGCAGGCAACGACGGGAACCUCUUCAUGCCUCAAGACACCACGAACUUCCUUUCCUUCCUGAAGCUGCUUCGCGCGAAGCUCCCUGCCGACGCACACAUAUCUGCCGCUACGCUCACUACGCCCUUCGUCGACGGGAACGGUGCGCCGUCUGCCGAUGUUUCCGAGUUUGGCGACGUCUUGAACUGGAUCACGAUGAUGAACUACGAUGUUUGGGGCUCAUCCUCAAACCCGGGGCCGAACGCACCGUUCUACGACGCGUGCCACAAUUCGACGCAGCCGCAAGCGAGCGCGGUCGCUGGCUACGAGCAGUGGACGUCCGCGGGAUUCCCUGGUAACAAGAUCGUCCUCGGCAUCCCCUACUACGGCUACCGCUCGAGGUCCGACAACACACAUCUCCGCACGCGCGACGACGAUAAUGCGCAGGUCGAGUUCCGUGACCUCGUCUCCAACGGUCAACUCGUGAAGAACACCGACCCCAAUGGUCCUGCGUACAUCGGCGGCAACGGGUUCACGAGGCAGUGGGAUGAAUGUUCGGGGACGCCGUAUCUCGUGUCGUCGGAAGCGCACUCGGUGAUCUCGUACGACGAUCCGGAGUCGUUGGCGAUGAAGGCGAAAUGGGUGAAGGAGAUGGGGAUGAUGGGGGUGAAUACGUGGGAUGUGCAUGGGGAUACGGAUGAUCUGGUGUUGGUGAGGACGGCGAGGGAGGCGAUGGGGUUAGCGUAGAGUGGACGGUUUGUCUGGUCUUGUGGGCAAUGCGAUGUGCUGAGGAGUGGAA